AAAGAAAUGGAGAAGUUGCUCCUCUUGGUAGUGACAAUGGCGGCUACCAUAAAUUAUCUAACUGCAGGUAAGUUGUUGGUUCUUUCAGCUGCUUACACCUUUGAAUCCCCAUCAUACAGUGUGGUACACUUAGAAUCUGAUUUUGAAAUAAGAUUAUAUAAGGAAAUCUCCUGGAUGUCAGCUCCUGUCCAUGGAACUUCCUUUCUAAACUCCACCAGAGAUGGCUUCCACAGGUUGUAUCAGUAUCUUCAUGGGGAAAACCUUAACUCCACCCAUUUCUCCAUGACUAAGCCCGUCUUAACCAGCAUUAGCCCUUCGCACCACGGGUCAUCGUCUUCCUCAUAUACCGUAAGGUAUUACCUGCCUUCAGAAUAUAAAUACAAGUCCCCUCCGCAGCCCUCCGCUGAAUUGAAUUUGCAGUUGGACAAAUGGAAGAGUCAGUGUAUUGCGGUGAGAAAGUUUUCGGGGUAUGCUAAUGAUGACAACGUGGAGAAAGAGAAAGAUGCUCUGGUUUCAAGCCUAACAAAACGUUUGCCAGCGUUAAUGCAAGCAGUGGAAAAUAACCUGUAUUAUAACUACAGCAUUGCACAGUACAAUGCUUCAAAACAUCGCACUGGGCGCAUAAACGAGGUAUGGAUGGACGUAUCGGGUUUCACCGCCGAGGGAUGUCCAGUCUAGCUGUAAAAAGUUGCAACUUAGGAGCCAUAGCUAUGUUGUAAGAUAAGUGAAUAAAUAAAUUUGUUGUUUCAUUUUGAUUUCUCACCAUAGGGUUCCAUAGUUGAAGUAGCAUUCAAUAAACCAGUUUAUACUAAGAGUGCAUGUAACGGUAAUAAUAAUAAAAGAGGUAUAUGAUGAUGAUGUGA
Gossypium raimondii (Peruvian cotton) is the source of this 863-nucleotide messenger RNA. RefSeq lists its product as uncharacterized. The record is from RefSeq and is a predicted model, not a curated record. Bases 7 to 678 code for a protein of 223 amino acids. NCBI's taxonomy places the organism in Eukaryota, Viridiplantae, Streptophyta, Magnoliopsida, Malvales, Malvaceae. The transcript is spliced from 2 exons.